AUGGCUGACCCGCUUACUGCGCUCGGCCUCGCUUCCCAUGCCGUCCAGUUCAUCGACUCCACCAACGCCCUAAUUGGCAAGCCUGCUGAAUCCUACCGCACAGUCGAAGACGAUACGCUGAUCCGACACCCCGUGCUGGAAUCCAUCACGAGAAGCCUUGUCCGCCUCAACGAUGGAAUCAAGUUCACCGUCACUCGCUAUCGCGAACCGGAGGAGGUGGAGAGUAGACACCAGCGCGUGAAGCAGCGAUUGAAGCAUUCAAAGCCCACGGAGAAGCCGGUCGAGACGGACGAGGAUCGAAGAGAACGGCUCCACGAAGAGAAACUCAUCGAGAUCGAGGAGCAACUCUCCAACUUGUGCAGCGACUGCAACAAUGUCGCCCAGGAGCUUCUGGGAGCACUGUCCGAUCUGAAGUCGAGGUCAAAGGGCACCGACACAGCAUGGACCACGUUCCGGCAAGCUCUACUCACCAUCUGGUCCGAGGAGGACAUAUGUUCCCAUGCCAAGAUUCUCCAGCAGUGCCAGGACAGACUAGGCCAGACCGUACUCGAGUCACUGCACGAGUUUGUGCAUUUCAACGCCAUCACCUAUGAAGACUUUGUCGACGACUGGGUGGCUCGCACGGAGAAGGACGAAAAACGUUUCGAGGAACGGAUCGACGAGCUUAGCAGGGACCAGACUGGCCAGCCGCAGGACCCGAAGAAGCUGGACGCCUUGAAGAAGCAGCGCGACGAGGUUUUAGAAAGGCAUCACUUCCAAAGGGAAAUUCUCAAGACCUUCGUACGGAGUGGGGCCAAGGAAGAUGCCACCUUCUUCUCGGCCUUGCUUGUGGAAACAGCAAGAAAGCAGAAAGACGAGACUGUGGAGAGACAGGUUUUGGAGAAGCUCAAAUUCCAUGACAUGAGGAGCCGUUAUCAAGAAAUCUCGGAAGCGCACAAGAAGACUUUCGAGUGGGUAUUCGUGGGGACUGAUCAUGUCCAAGACUCGAACGGUGCUGAUCAUGGUCGAUCGAAAUUCUCGGCACCACUCAGAGCCCCACCUCUUGAGGCACGCAGCUCGAAUCCAACUCCUGUGGACAAAUACCUGACCACUACAAAUGGCGGGACUCCGCAGAGAGGCUGGUGGAACACGCUCCUCCAGAGGAGGUUCUCGGACAAGAACGAGCGGCCCCCGGAUUGGGACAACUACCGAACAUGGCUCGAAAAAAAUAGCCCCCUUUACUGGAUCAAGGGGAAGCCUGGCGCGGGGAAAUCCACGCUCAUGAAGCUUCUUCAUGACGACGAGCGUCUCAAACGUUAUCUUCAGACAUGGCGUGGUGACUCCGAGCUGGCUAUCAUGGGAUUCUUCUUCUGGAAUUCUGGGGAGGUCAUGCAAAUGUCCAAGGAAGGGUUGCUGCGUGCGCUCUUAUACCAGGCUGUUGAGCAGCGCCCAUCUCUCAUACCUAAACUCUUCCCUGUCCGAUGGGCAUACAACACCCAGUUUGGCCCUGAUGACCGCCAGUGGAUCUUACCGGAGCUGGAGCGCGCUUUCAAAUCCCUGGUGUCGGACGAGUCGAGAAAGUACUUCAUCAUGAUUGAUGGCCUGGAUGAAUACAAGGGAGACCCCAAGAUGCUGGCUGAAUUCCUCCUGGAGUGCAGCACGAACGAGUCACACGUCAAGAUGUGUGUUUCCAGUCAGCCUUUGGGUGUGUUCGAGACGGCGUUCCAAGGAAAACCCUCUCUCUCACUGGAACGACUGACAGAGGCCGACAUUGAACUAUACGCCAAAGAGCAACUUUCAGAGAAUAGAUUAUUCCAUAAGCUGCAAAUCGAGGAGCCGGCCAGAAUUGACAAGCUCAUCCACGCCAUCGCGCAAAAGGCGAACGGGAGUUUUCUUUGGGUCCAAAUCGUCACGGGGUCCUUGUUCGAGGGUUUCCAGGAGAUCGAUGGCACACAGGAGUUGCAGGCUCGUCUCCAACAAUACCCCCCAGGACUAGAGGAGCUUUUUGAUAUGACUUGGUCCCGGAUAAAGGAGGAUGACUUUGAGCAAUCCUCCCGGAUAUUUCGAUUGAUCCAAACAGCCGAUGCUCCAUUGUCUCUGCUCACCAUCCACUAUGCCAAUGAGGGCCCCGACAAAGCUCUAGAUGAUAACUUCAGACCCUUGACACCCGAGAAGCUGGCUGAAAUUGCUGAAGAGACGCGACAGCAACUGCACAGCCUUUCCGGAAACAUGCUCGAUGCGCCAUCCUUUGAUGAGCAUGGUGCCUGGUCCACGGUUCAGUACAUACACAAGUCUGUGAAGGAAUUCCUCGAGAAGGAAGACACACGAGAUUCCAUUCGAAGCGGCUCAGUCGAAUCGGAUGAAGAAAUCAAACUGGCCCUUUGCACUGGAUAUCUCCGCAGCCUAAAGAAGACUGCCCCCUCCCCAGCCCCUCCUUUCGAGCGCUUUCAACAACUCGCCACGCAGUGUCUUAGGUUUUCGAGCAUCAUCGAAACGGAAAAACCGGGGAAGAACCUUGCCAUCCUCACCCAGCUCGACCGAGCUGCCACCAGCCUUCUGGGUGAAAGGAAUCCGGAACGGGAGCAGUGGCGCAGGCGCAUCCAGUCUUGCGUUCCGCUCGUCAGCAACCCGCACUGGACUAACGCCUGCCCCCAGCGCACCGGCUCGUCGACCUUUUUUGAUUUCGCCUUCCUGGCCGGCUUCUACUCGUACGUUGAGAAUGCACUGCGUGAGGGGGAACAGCACCAGUUGAGCAGCCUGCUCGCUACGGCUGUAAAGGACGAACGCAUUGAUACCAAGUUCGUCCGCUUGCUGCUCGAUUACGGCGCCGACCCAAACCUGCACAGCGGCGGCGCCACCUACAAAACGCCUUGGUACAUCCUGCUGUCCAGCAUGUCAACCGGAAUCGAUGUACAGUCAAAUCUCGGCCAUGACGAACGUGUCCGGCUCGGCGGGCUGGCGCAGCUCUUCCUGGGGCAUGACGCCGACCCGUUUGUCACAGUGAGAGGCAGUACUGCGGAUGAGGUUGUGGCAAAGGCGGUCGGCAGUGCCGAUCAAGAACUUGCGGGGAAGGUUGUGGCCUUGUUGGACCAGUCGCGGAAGAAGAAUGGACAUAUGAAGCGGAAGCUGAAUUAUUUCCACGUCAUUGUGGGUACUGCGGGGAAAUUCUGCAUACAUCAUGCGAAGAGUACUUCUAAGCGAGCUUACGGCUCAGACAUAGCCAAGCUUGAGGCUCCACAUCUUUCAAUACCGUACGGACAACAGCAGAAGAAGGUUGGCCCAAAGCAUACUUCUUCCUUCUCCUGGUUUCCAAGACUAUCGACGCUCGAGAACUGGUGGUUCUUCGAGCUUCUGGGAGUCCUCGGUGCAGCUGCCGCGCUCAUUGGGAUUAUCGUGGUUUUGUGCAAGUACGAUGACGAACCUCAGCCCAAGUGGGACGGCAUCUCACUUAACUCUCUGGUGUCGUGGCUCAGCACCGUCGCGAAGGUCUGCAUACUGAUGCCUGUCACCAAAGGCUUGAGCCAGUUGAAGUGGGUGUGGUUUGCCGAGAAAGAUCGUCCGUUGUCCGACAUUGCAGUCUUCGACGCGGCCAGCCGUGGCCUUGUUGGAAGCGGCGGGUUGUUAUGGCAUCUUAAAGGACGACACUUUGCUGUUUUCGGAAGCGCCGCUAUCAUCCUUAGCCUAGGCUUCGAUUCGUUUAUCCAAAACCUCAUCCACUAUUACGCAAAAGCUGUGCCCGACAGCCAUCAGGUGGCUCGUCUUGCCAACGCUUCCAUCUACGGGUCGCUCGGACCGGGCAUAGGUGGAAACUUCUACUACGUCGACCCAGUCCUGAAGUCUAACGUGUACAGCGCUCUGUUCAACACCGAUCCCAAAGCAGCGUGGGCAACCCCGCAGUAUUUUUGCGGCACUGGGAACUGUGACUGGGGGCCGGUGUCCACGUUCGCCUACUGUUCGACAUGCUCGGACGUCAGUGAAAGCUUGCAGUAUAGCUGUCCCGUUGGGUCAGACUCCCUUGGCAAGAACUGCACCGUGUCUCUGCCGAAUUCGGGCUACUCUCUGUGGUACAGGCAAAUGUCGCCGAGCUUCUCAAAUGGAGUCGUCAUGACGAUGGGGCCCAACACGGCAAAGAGCAACGCCACGUCCCUGACCAGCAUCGAUUCCAACACCACCUUCAUUGGCACCGAGUGCGCCAUCGUCCCCUGCGUGCGCAGCUUCAACGCAUCCGUCGUCAACGACACCUACCGCGAACAAGACUUGGGCACGUGGUACGGGUCCAACGACAGCAUCAGCACGUGGAUGGCCUCGCACGUCGACCCGCCGUGGGGCCUCGAGCAUGGCGUACGGCCGGGGCGGACAUGGCGCUGGGCCGCACCAUGGUGA
Diplodia corticola is the source of this 4362-nucleotide messenger RNA. Its product is annotated as p-loop containing nucleoside triphosphate hydrolase. The record is from RefSeq and is a predicted model, not a curated record. The transcript is spliced from 5 exons. The coding region runs from base 1 to 4362 and encodes 1453 amino acids. NCBI's taxonomy places the organism in Eukaryota, Fungi, Ascomycota, Dothideomycetes, Botryosphaeriales, Botryosphaeriaceae.